This is a messenger RNA of Aspergillus puulaauensis, 780 nucleotides long. RefSeq lists its product as uncharacterized. The transcript has 2 exons. Gene Ontology annotation, biological process: peptidyl-proline hydroxylation to 4-hydroxy-L-proline. Gene Ontology annotation, molecular function: iron ion binding; procollagen-proline 4-dioxygenase activity; L-ascorbic acid binding. Lineage: Eukaryota; Fungi; Ascomycota; Eurotiomycetes; Eurotiales; Aspergillaceae. The record is from RefSeq and is a predicted model, not a curated record. The coding region runs from base 1 to 780 and encodes 259 amino acids. Gene Ontology annotation, cellular component: endoplasmic reticulum.
AUGCCAAAACCAAAGCCAUCCAAAAAGGAACCCGCCCGCCAACCCUCCCAACCACAACAGCAACCCCCGAACUGGCCUCCUCUCCGCCCACUGAUCCCCUCAUCGGACCUGUACCUCGACCCGCUCCUCCCGGACCAGAUCUACCUAAUCCGCAACUUCCUUCCUGCCUCGCUAUGCAAGACAUACGUCUCAUUCCUCUCCUCGCUCCCCCUAAUAACAACUCCCGGUAAGCCGAAAAAGGGCGACGCCGUCCGCGUCAACGACCGGUUCCAGAUCCAGGAUGGGGCGUUCGCUGAGAAUCUCUGGCGCGGGACGGCACUGCAGGAGCUUGUAACCGACCCCACUAAUCUCACCGAAGAGGGAGAAGGGGAAGGUGGGAGUCCCGGCGCAGGAGAGAGGACAAUGAAGGAAGUCUGGGGCGGCGAACCGCUCGGCUUGAAUGCGAAUAUUCGUAUCUAUCGAUAUUCCCCCGGCCAGUUCUUUGCGCAGCAUUACGACGACUCCAACACACUCUCCUUCCUCUCGCCCUCAACACCGCCCAAGCCCGCGCGCACCACAUGGACGCUCCUAAUCUACCUAUCCUCCUGCACAGGCGGCGAAACAGUCUUCUACCCAGAACCAACGCGCGCCAAUCGUAACCCAGAGCCGAUCUCAGUCGCGCCCGAGAUGGGAAUGGCACUGUUGCAUCGGCAUGGGGACCGGUGUAUGCUGCAUGAGGGGAAGGAGGUUACGGGUGGAGAGAAGUGGGUGUUGAGGAGUGAUUUGGUAGUUGCGAGAUGA